Saprolegnia parasitica CBS 223.65 is the source of this 1320-nucleotide messenger RNA. RefSeq names its product CAMK/CAMKL/AMPK protein kinase. Gene Ontology annotation, molecular function: protein serine/threonine kinase activity; ATP binding. Gene Ontology annotation, biological process: autophagy; peptidyl-serine phosphorylation. The record is from RefSeq and is a predicted model, not a curated record. Gene Ontology annotation, cellular component: cytoplasm. The transcript is spliced from 10 exons. NCBI's taxonomy places the organism in Eukaryota, Oomycota, Saprolegniomycetes, Saprolegniales, Saprolegniaceae. Bases 1 to 1320 code for a protein of 439 amino acids.
AUGGCCGUCAACCCCGGGCCUCGGCGUCGGCCGUCCGCGGCGGCUGGCGCGACGUUCAAGAAGAAGAUCAAGCAGCCGAGCGUCGCAGAGCGCGACCGCGUCCUCAAGGCGCUGGUCGCCAACAAUUCGCUCGAGCUCUACCAACUCGGCGCCGUCAUUGGCAACGGCCAGUUUGGCCAAGUGCGCACGGGCGUGCACCGCUUGAGCCAGCGCCGCGUCGCACUCAAAGUCUACUCCAAGUCGAAAGCGAUCGUGUCGGACCAGAUCGCCUCAAUCCAGAAAGAGAUUGACAUUAUGAAGGAAAUCGACCACCCCAACAUUGUGCGUCUCUACGAGAUCCUCGAGACGAAAGACCACAUUACGAUUAUCAUGGAGCACUGCGACGGGGAGGACCUCGGCAAGUACAUGGCUCGCAAGACCAAGCUGGACGAAGGCGCGGCGCGCGUUAUCUUUCAGCAAAUCACCGACGCAAUCGGCUAUCUCCACCGAAAGCACAUUGUCCAUCGCGACAUCAAGCCCCAAAAUAUCCUCAUUCAAGAGAGUGCGGGACGACCUCCGUUGGUCAAGCUCGUGGAUUUCGGGCUCGGGGCGAGGGACACGACCAAGGCGCAGCAGAAGCUCACGGCCUUUUGCGGCACGCCCGCUUUUAUGGCGCCAGAAAUCAUUGCACACGAGCUCUACGAGGGCAAACCCGUGGACGCAUGGAGUCUUGGGGUCCUGCUGUAUCUUUUGGUCACGGGAAGCAUUCCCUUUGAUGCGCCGUCGCCCGCGCAGCUCUAUCCUAAAAUCUGCCGUGGCGUGUUUGAGAUGCCAGCUCAUCUCUCCCCGUCGUUGGUCGACCUCCUUCGUGCUGUGCUCACCGUCGAUGUCAACCAGCGCCUGUGCGUCGAGCAAAUGCGGCACCACCAGUGGCUGUGCGUUGAGGAGGUCGUCGCAAAGCGGACACCUGUCAUGAUCGACUCGAUGACGUCGCUUUUUGUGGCCGAGGCCAGCACCCACCGCGCGAUUCUCGCCGAGAUGACAAUCUAUGGACUGCAGAAAGAGGCCAUUUUGGACGACUUGGCGUCGAAAACUUACAAUGGUGUCACGGCGUGGUACCGGCUCCUGCACUUGCAGGCGCUGCAGACGAAGCGGAAGCAGUCGGCACUUCUCGCGCCAAGCAAGACGCAAGCACUAAAGAAGCCGGAUACCGUCUCCAACAAUGCUGUCCUUUCGUCCAUGGACUUUGCUCGGUUCCUACAAGAAAAGAUGUCGAUCGCCAAAGACGCGCCGACGCCCGCCUUUGCCAUCAAACCGAGCUGCUCGACGACCGACUUGUAG